AUGGUGCAGGACGCCGCGACGGGCCGCCUCUACGUGGGCGCCGUCAACCGGCUGCUGCAGCUGGACGCCGACUUGCGCGUCGAGCGCAGCGUCGUGACGGGCCCGCGGCCCGACUCGCCGCAGUGCCACGCGGCGGGUUGCGCAUCAGAUUCGACGGUGGAAAAACGUCUCACUGAUAACUACAACAAGGUGCUCGUGCUCGACGCCGAGUCCCGCACGCUGAUCGCGUGCGGCUCGGUGGCACAGGGCGCGUGCGUCAAGUACAAGGCGGCGGACAUCUCGCUGCCGCCCGAGUUCGUCGCCAUCAGCAUCGCCGCCAACGACGCCACCUCCUCGACGUACGCGUUCAUCGGUCCGGAGCACUACAACCAGUGGGGGCGCUCCGACGUGCUGUACGUGGGCACCACCUUCACCAACAACGGCGAGUACCGACACGACGUGCCCGCCAUCUCGAGCCGCAACCUGUACACGCUGAACUUCGCCGAGUACUCCUUCUCGAAGCAGUCGCUGCUGCGCAUCGACGUCAAGUACCGCGACCACUUCCUCGUCAAGUACGUGUACGGCUUCAACGCGAGCGACUACGCGUACUUCGUGAUCGUGCAGAAGCAGAGCCCGCUGCCGGGCCAGGAGGAACUGGGCCACGUGUCGCGCCUGGCGCGCACCUGCAUCAACGACGCCAACUACGACAGCUACACGGAGGUGACGCUGUCGUGCGGCGACGGCUACAACAUCGUGACGGACGCCAAGGUGGCGGCCGCCGGGGGGGACCUCGCGGCGGCGCUGGGCGUGCGCGCCGGGGAGCCCGCGCUCUUCGCCGCCUUCUCGCCCAGCCGCGGCAUCGGGCCCGAGCCCCAGCCGCGCUCCGCCCUCUGCGUCUACAGCCUCAGCGAAGUCGAGCUCAAGUUCAACGAGAACAUCCACAUGUGCUUCAACGGCAGCAUCAAGUACCGCAACAUGGGAUACGUGUCCGGCCUCAUCCUCGACGGCAAAUGCCCCAUGGCUGGGACGACGGGCAACAUCCUCAACUUCUGCGAAGUGGGGCUGAAGAUCUCUGGCGUGGCGCCCAUCACGAGCCCGGCGGCCGUCCAGUUCCCCAACACGUCUCUCACGUCGGUCACCGUAGCCACCACCGAACGGCACACCGUCGUCUUCCUCGGCACCAGCUACGGUUCCAUCAAGAAGGUGCUGCUGACGGGUGCGGUGAACGCUGUGGAGUACGAAGAGCUACCGGUGGAUCCAGGCAACCCCAUCCUGCCCGAUACGACAGUGUCGCCGGCCGGCGACUACCUCUACGUGCUCUCCACAGCCAGGGUGACGAAAAUCAAAGUGGAGCAUUGUGGGAGCUACGGCAACUGCUCCAUGUGCCUGGAGGCGAAGGACCCUUACUGCGGAUGGUGCUCUCUCGAGAAAAGGUGUACGGUGCGCAGCGCCUGUCAGAAGGCGAGCCAUUCGUCGCCACGGUGGCUGUCGUUGGGCACAGGCCAGCAGUGUAUCGACUUCGAGCAGGUGCUGCCCGAUCGCAUACCCGUGUCUCAAGUCACAACGGUGGAACUGACAAUCCGCACGCUGCCCGAGCUGCCGGCGGGCGCGCAGUACCGCUGCGUGUUCGGCUCGUCGGAGCCGAUCGACGCGACGGUCACGGCGUCUGGGCUGUGGUGCCGCACGCCCGCCGUGGCCGGCCGGCCCACCAUCCCGGAGGGGCGCGAUCACGUGCUCGUGCCGCUCUCCGUGCGCUCCUCCGAAACCAACAAGGACUUCGUCAGCCGCAACUUCGCCUACUUCGACUGCUCGCGCCACUCUACGUGCGCCGACUGCGUGCGCUGCCAGUGGGCUUGCAGCUGGUGCGUCUACGAGAACCGCUGCACGCACAACGCGACCGCCUGUCAGCGCACUGUCAUCAGCGGCGAAAACAAUCCAGUGCAACUCGUGACCCACGGAGCCAGCUACUGCCCACGUUUCAGGCAUCCCAAGGAAGAUAUUCUGCUGCCAAACAACGUACCAAAAGAGAUCGUAUUAGAGGUGGAGAACCUUCCCCAUCCGCAAGUAGGCCACACUGGUUUUCAGUGCAUCGUGAAUAUCGAGGAUGCCAAGAUGAUGGUCCCUGCUCGCGUCGAGUCCAAUCGCUUCAUCGUGUGUGACAAAACGACGUAUUCGUACGAAGCCAACUCUGGGGAAUACCGGGCGAGUGUGACAAUCGUGUGGAAUCGCAACCACCACGUGGACAACAUCAGUGUGAUCCUGUACAAGUGCGACAUCCUGGGUUCGCACCGGGAGCACCCCGACUGCUCGCUGUGUGUGACGCGAGCGGCCAAGUACCAGUGCACGUGGUGUGGUCUCACCUGCAGCUACAGCGACAGCUGCCAGCGCACGCCCGUCAACGAGUGUCCCAAGCCCCGCAUCGACAUGAUCAAACCACUGAGUGGUCCUGUUGAAGGUGGCACCCUCGUUACCAUUGAAGGAAGUAAUCUUGGUCUGAAAGAAGAGGAUGUAAAAGGCAAAAUUCGGAUUGGAGACACUCCAUGUGAACUAAUACAGUAUGAGGUAUCUGUUAGAAUUGUUUGCCGUACAGGUCCCGCCGGUCAAGAGACUUCAGCAUCAGUUAUUGUGGGCAACGAAGCAGGUUUUACCGAGUCAGCAGUUCAUUUUAAUUAUAAGGAUGUGAAGUUAGAGGGUGUGUUUCCUCCAAUGGGACCACAGAGUGGUGGAACUCAACUUGCCAUCACUGGUCAGUACCUAAAUAUUGGAAGCAGUAUCUCUGCUUGGCUUGAUGGACUACCGUGCCAUGUAAAUGCAACUCAAGCAUCCAGCAGCCGCCUCAUGUGUACCACUUCUCGAGCCACUCAGCCAACAUGUAUUCAACGUCUCACUCUUGUUAUUGAUGGUGCCAACAGAACUCUUGAAGGAAAUCCUUUCAAUUAUACUCAGGAUCCAACAAUAAUGGAAAUAAAACCAUUAAAAAGCUUUGCUUCUGGAGGAAGAAUGAUUACUGUACAUGGGACAAACCUCGACACCAUACUGAAACCUGAAAUGGUUGUGUAUGUAGAAGAUGAACCAAAUCCAGUUAAUAAAACUGAAUGUACUGUUUUAAAUAUGGCACAAAUGGAAUGCCCAUCACCGCCUGUGAACAUGAAGUUCUGGCAGAUGUCUCGUACACGUAGAUCAGCUCACUUAAUUCCUCGCUCGUUACCUAAAUUUAGGGAAACAACACUGGCAUUACGUAUCGGAUUCAUUAUGGAUAAUGUUGAAACAGUAAAGGAUCUGGAGAAACAUUUCCAAAAUCUAAGGUCUCAGCUAUUGUACGUGGAUGAUCCCCAGUUCUUCAGAUUUCCAAAUGAAAUAAAAUUGUACAAAGGGGACACUUUAGUGAUUGAGGGAGAGAAUUUGAAUCUAGCUAGUGACGAAUCAGAUGUUAAUGUCACCAUUGGAACUCAACCAUGCAAUGUGACGUCUCUUGCUUUAACACAAUUAGUGUGUACACCACCUGAAUCACAGCCUCCGAGCACAGAUGAACUCGGCAUCAAAACAGAUGAAGGCCUCCCAUUAGUUGUUGUCCGUGUUGGGAGAAGUCUAAGGUUUACAAUAGGUUAUCUUCGUUAUGAAGUUGUCAAACCAUAUUCAUUUUCGCCAUGGGCCAUAGCAGGAAUUGCUGCAAUUUCUUUCUUUUUAAUUUUCAUAUUUAUUAUCAUACUGGUUGUGUAUCGACGUCGAUCAACUCAAGCUGAAAGGGAAUAUAAAAGGAUUCAAAUACAAAUGGAUACACUGGAGAGUAAUGUGCGUUCUGAAUGUAAACAAGCAUUUGCCGAACUGCAGACUGAUAUGACAGAUCUUACUGCUGAUCUGGAAUCUUCAGGAAUACCAACUCUGGACCAUAAGAACUACAUAAUGAAAGUUUUUUUCCCCGGUGUUAGUGACCACCCCAUUUUGAAUGAUCCAAAGGUUAGGGUAAAUGGCCCCAGGACAAAUUAUGAUGCUGCAAUGUUACAGUUUGAGCAACUAAUCAAUAAUAAAUGUUUCAUCCUAACAUUUAUUGAUACUCUGGAAAUGCAGAAAUCCUUCAACAUUCGUGACAAGGUCAAUGUGGCUUCCUUAUUAAUGGUAGUUCUCAUGGGGAAGAUGGAAUAUGCAACUGACAUUCUUAGAAGCUUGCUGUUAAGACUGAUUGACAAAUCUGUUUGUACGAAACAUCCACAGCUGAUGUUGCGAAGAACUGAAUCUGUUGUUGAAAAAAUGUUAACCAACUGGAUGGCUCUCUGUAUGUACAAUUACCUGAAAGAUUACGCUGGUUCUUCCCUCUUUUUGUUGUUUAAAGCUAUUAAACAUCAGAUUGAAAAGGGGCCAGUAGAUGCCAUCACUCAUGAUGCACGAUACUCACUUUCUGAAGAACGUCUGCUUAGGGAACAGAUUGAUCAUGGAGUCGUGACUCUCCAUGUUGUACAGGAUGAGAUAGAUGAAAAGAUUCAAUGUAAAGUUUUAGACUGUGACACCAUAAGCCAAGUUAAAUCCAAAAUAUUAGAUGCACUUUACAAGAAUACUCCCUUCUCACUGAGGCCAUCAAUCCAUGAAGUUGAUUUAGAAUGGCGGCAUGGGAGAGGAGGACAUCUGACCUUGCAAGAUGAAGAUCUGACAACUAAACCACACUGUGGUUGGAAGAAGCUAAACACUCUUUCUCAUUAUGGAGUGAAGGAAUCUGCUGUUAUGUCUCUUAUCACACGACAGAAUGGUAGCUUCAGUGAAAACUGUAAACAAUCCUGUCAGAACUGUACAGGGUCAUUCUUCCCCAAUUCUUUGUCACCAGUAAUAACAGCAAAUGGUGAUAUAGAAUCAGGAUCAAAUGUGCGUGUGUUUCAUUUAGUGAGAACAGUUGAUGAACACCAUUACCAAAACAACAAAACAUCAGAAAGAACUCAUAAAGCCAUUCCUGAAAUUUUUCUAACAAGACUUCUGUCUACAAAAGGCACCAUUCAGAAAUUUGUAGACGACUUUUUCAACACUAUAUUGACAGCAAAUGAAGCACUUCCUCCAGCAGUUAAGUGGUUAUUUGAUCUCCUUGAUGAUGCUGCUCGGAGAUACAGCAUUAUUGAUCCAGAAGUGGUUCAUGCCUGGAAAUCCAACAGUCUUCCAUUAAGGUUUUGGGUGAACUUCAUUAAGAACCCAGAUUUUAUCUUCGACAUCAACAAAACAACAACAGUUGAUUCCUGCUUGUCUGUGAUUGCCCAGACUUUUAUGGAUGCUUGUUCAACAACAGAACACCGUCUUGGGAAAGAUUCACCCUCCAAUAAGCUUCUGUUUGCUAAGGACAUACCGCAUUAUCGGGAAAUGGUUUCACAUUUCUAUUGUGAUGUUCAGCUGCUUCCACAGAUUACAGAUCAGGAAAUGAGUACAGCAAUGCAACAGUUAUCUGUGUCACAAGUUGGAGAGUUUGAUACAGUGGCAGCACUCAAGGAACUCUACAUCUAUGUGACAAAAUAUAGUGACCAGAUCUUGGAGGCUCUGGACACAGAUCCUUACUGCAAGAAGAUGCACUUGGCCCAUAAGUUGGAAAAUGUGGGCUGCACACUGGAGGGAGAAGAAACAUCAACCUGCUGACAACGAGCGUCACCUGAUCUCCUGCUGGCCAACCUCUGCUCAGAGUAGCAGAAAUUACUGUGAUAAGCACAUGCUGUGAUGUGAAGUUCACUGUUGGGAUCAGGUGACUGGUGCAUCCCAGUCUAGCCAACAACCAGAGUGCUGCAACUCUUUAUAAAAGCGCAACAGUUUCCUAACGUUGAGUGCCUCGAAAAUAAUACUGCAAAAAAAGUGUCAAAAUAUCCUGCUGAUGAACUAAAUUUGUCAGAGGAUCAACAGAGAUAUUAUUUUAAAUCUGCAUUUUUAUAUAUAGAUGAAACUUGUAGAAAUUGGUGAUACAAAAUUUUAAAUUUGUAAUUUGGUAAGUUGCUGGAAACUACUUGCCAAUAUUUUGUUGGAUUUUGUUGAGAAGAGACCAGGUAUUGACUGUCAAAUAAGUGGAGUUUAUAUGACACAUACAUUUUGGCCACUGGCUGCGCUCAGUUUGUUAGCACAGAGUAGCCAAUUUAGAGUUUAGCGGGAUGUCACGUUAGCGGCCGUCCGUGGUCCACACUCUUGUACUGCUGUUACGAGACUGAGGCCUGCAUUCUUUCAGCUGAAAGCCAUUUUUCUGCAGGUUUUUUUUCCUUGUGGGUGAUGAUAAUUUAAUGGAAGUUGUAACAUGUGUAGGAGGCUACUAGUCCAGGAGCAAGAGAUUGGAAAGAGAAGCCCCUACCAUACAUUGCAAUUUUACACAGCAGCUAAACUUAUGUACUAGGAGAGGAGUCGGGACCAAACAAGGCAAACCAUUUUCUCACUUGUGUUGAAAAGAUUAUGAGAUACCAUGAAACUAAUUCAGGUAUACAGGUCUUAAGCCCAUCCAUUACUACUGUCCCUCCCCUCCCUUUUUGAGUGGGGAUUAUAAAACAGAGUUAAUUGUUGUGUAUACUUUUUUAUGUGCAAAAUAUAAUUGACAACUCAUUGCCAUCAGUGAAUGACAAUUAUGUGUUUUUUAUAUUUGUUGCAAAUUUCAGAUUCUGUCUAUCUCCCUUUUACACAAAGCUUUACAGAAUCUCAAUGAGCUGUAGUAAUAUGUACAGUUAAAAUGCUGAUCGAAAGAACAAUGAAAGCUUGUAAAUCUGUGUGUUUGUGUUUCUGUUUAAUGUACAGUGUCUUCUCUUCAAUGUGAAACUAAGCUGUGUGCAAUAGACUUUCAGGAAAGAAAAUAUCAAAAAUGUUAUUUUUGUAAUUCUAUUCAAUUAAAACUGUUCCAUCACAUGAAAUCAUUCAAUAUCUCCUGUAGGGUACUCUUUCCUGCAUUUUCAAUGUUACUAUUUUCUUUAAUAAUCAAACAAUGUUCAGACCAUUACUUUUUUACAUUAAAAAAUAUUUUUUGUUGUCAGAAAUGUAAAUGCUGUUUUUUUAUGUAGACUCGGUGUAAUGAUUCAUUAGAACAUACUGUGAUCCCCGGUCCCUCAUGUUCACAUACAUAUAUCUCCUGUAAAUUAAUAAAUAAUUUUUUGAAACCUUUGCCCAAAUACUCAAAAUUAUGUUUGUUACAUUUGUACAUUACAGAUUCAGAUCCUUUGUGUGAUUCCAGUGUAAUGGGAUGUGAAUGGCAGUGUUUAAAUAUAUAGAAUCAAUAGUCACCUUGUACUGGACGUUUUCUGGUUAAUGACUAUACAAUAAAAUAUGUUGAAUAUUUCAUAAAA
Molecule: messenger RNA, 7256 nt
Organism: Schistocerca piceifrons (Central American locust)
Lineage: Eukaryota; Metazoa; Arthropoda; Insecta; Orthoptera; Acrididae
Gene: PlexB
Product: plexin-B
Exons: 20
Coding region: 1-5586 (1861 amino acids)
Biological process (GO): semaphorin-plexin signaling pathway involved in axon guidance; regulation of GTPase activity; regulation of cell shape
Cellular component (GO): semaphorin receptor complex
Molecular function (GO): semaphorin receptor activity; protein binding
Source: RefSeq, a predicted model, not a curated record